Chara braunii is the source of this 2388-nucleotide messenger RNA. NCBI's taxonomy places the organism in Eukaryota, Viridiplantae, Streptophyta, Charophyceae, Charales, Characeae. The record is from the annotation of a GenBank genome assembly.
CCAGGGGUUGGACCAGGUGCUGUCCUCUUCCCCGCGUGGAGAAAGACACAGACUUCUAGCUGUAGCUGUCGUCAGAGGGAGCGACCCACAAUGACGCUGCCGCUGCUCUCCAAUAUUCACGGCGUUGCGAACAUGAGGCUGACUUUCAGUCGCACAAGUGCGCUCAUUGGAGCUUGGGCCUGCGUGGUGGUGCUUGUCCUCGUCGGACGCUUGGAUCUACGAGUAGGAGUAGGAGGAGGAGAAUGGAGGGGAGGACGCCGAGGAACAGCAGUACCAUAUCCUUACCGGUAUGGCGUAGACCUACCGACUACGAGUAAUUUGGAAGCCCCUCUUCCGUCGUUAGAAACCGACCUCAGAGCUUCAGGAAAACGGCUUCACGAACACGAAGAUCGCGGCGAUGGCGGCGAUGGCGGCUAUGGCGGCGAGGAUGAGAUUUCAGACACCCUCACAGAGAAUCGGCCGGCAGGCAUCGCAAGGCUGCAUGCGUCUCCCACGGAGCAACCAGGGGCUGACGAUUCAUGGAAGUUGACGAACGGUUCUUUCCGAUCGCAAGCAACAGUCACUGCGGAAGCAAUACAAGAAGCGGGAUCAGGAGCGGAAGCAGGGGCGGAAGUAGGGGCGGAAUUGCCGACGGACGCAGGGUCGGAAUUAGCGGCGGAAUCAGGGUCGAUGGAUAUGAGACUCACAGCUGAGGAGUCGGAAGCAGGCGGAGCGCCUGGGCCGCCCGUUACCGGCAGCGAGUCGCCAUCUGCAGCAUUUGCAACUGGUCAACUGAGCGCAGAGGGUCCAGGUCUUCUUCAGAGGAAUCAGAGCCAAGGCCGCCGGCGUGACAGAGACGAAGCACAACCUCCAUCAAGCACUGGGUCGCCCGGAGAGGAGGUGAAGAAGGUGACUCCUGCGAACACGGUGACCGAGAAAAUACACGACCAUAUUGACGUCGUCGACGACGACGAGGACGACUGUGCGGCUAUCAAUUUCACUCGCAAUCGAGUGUUCUCAGCCGCACAUUUUGGCGAUCAGGGCUCCGAGCCAUCCUUCUUCACGCGGAUUCGGCGGCAGUCUGCUUCUGACGAGGAACAGCGCGGCGCGCAAAACUCCACUUCGACUUCUGCUCCGCCGCCGCCGAGGCGGCGCACACGCAGCCUCGAUCCGAGCCGGAGCCAUACAGCUCAGCCUGAGUCGUCUCCUCUCUCCGCUAACAUCACUAACAUCCCUGACCAGGUGUUCUUCCUAGAGAUGUAUAGAAAGGUGAACAGCUGCGUCCAUAUUCACUGCUCAGUGGAGAGCUUUCUCGCUAAGAAUCCCAACUACACGGUGUACAUAUACGCUAGCAAUCUGAGCUAUUACCGCACUAAGUGGUCAGAGCGCGCCGACCCUCGCAUUUUGCUCAGAAGCUUCGAUUUUCCCGAGAUCUUUCGAGGCACGCCCCUGGGAAGCUGGUACGCGUCCGGCACGUACCGAAAGACGCCUUGGAUCCCUGUCGUCCUGAGUGAUGCGGCCAGAUUGGCGCUGCUUUGGAAAUACGGCGGGACUUACCUGGACAUGGACAUAAUUAGUCUGAAUGCUAUGCCGGUCGGGUUAGGUAAUGCAGUGGCGACGGAAGAUGACGGAUCCAUCAAUAACGCUUUCCUGAGGUUCUCGGCGCACCAUGAAUUCCUCCUAGAGUGUAUGAAAGAUUUCGUGGUGCAUUUUAACGGAGGCGCGUGGGCACAUCAGGGUCCGCAUCUUGUGUCGCGCGUCUUCCAUCGAAAAUGUUUGGACAUCGAGCAGGCGGAAGAGUGGCUGGUGUCGCGGAAAUUUUCGAGAGAGAAGGCGAAGGCGCGAAUUCGGAAAAAAUUGGGGGUGUUGAACGACACGCGCUUGUCCGACGAGUAUGUCGCGCCGGAUUUCUGCUACGACCUGACCAUCAUGAUGACGAGGUCCGUCUAUCCGGUGUACUGCAGCCAAGCUCCGGAGUUGUACAGGCCAUGGUGGAAAGAGUGUAAGCGAUGGCGGCGGCUCCAAGAAAGGUCGUUCAUGAUGCAUUACUGGGGACACUCGUUCCCUACCAGCGCCACCUUCGAUCAGGAUACCAUCAUGGCCGUAAUCAUGAGAGGAACAUGUCCUCGCACCUUUCGUCAAUGUGGAUGGGAUAGCCGAUGAUGACAGCAGCUGUUGUCACCUAUCUCCUUGAUCCACGUGUUUUUCUUCUCUUUUGGUUUUGUUCCGUAGGCUAAAGUCCUAGCUCCAGUUGUUGUUUGUGGAGGGGUCUUCCAAGGCAGACACGGAGUUAUGCUAGAGUCUUAGUUCCAGUUUAUCAGUGGAGGAGUCUUUCAAGGGAGACAUGGGGUUAUUCUACCGUCAAGACUCAAGAGUGCAUUGAGGAGGAGAUAAACUCUUCUGGCGCUC